GCCAGCGGCGGGGGACCUGGGGCAGAGAGCGGUUCGCGCGCUUCGGGCCUAGUCCGGACUCACCGCCGCCGCCGCCAUAUUCCCGUGGCAUCUUUCUUACCCUGUCCAUUUUCCGGGCUCGAGAUCUUCCUUCCGGAGCCAUGUCAGAAGGAGUGGACUUGAUUGAUAUAUAUGCUGACGAGGAGUUCAAUCAGGACCCAGAGUUCAACAACACAGAUCAGAUUGACCUGUAUGAUGACGUGUUGACAGCCACCUCACAGCCCUCAGAUGACAGAAGCAGCAGCACUGAGCCGCCACCUCCUGUUCGCCAGGAGCCAUCUCCCAAGCCCAAUAACAAGACCCCUGCAAUUCUCUACACCUACAGUGGCCUGCGUAAUAGGCGAGCUGCUGUCUAUGUGGGCAGUUUCUCCUGGUGGACCACAGACCAGCAGCUGAUCCAGGUUAUUCGCUCUGUAGGAGUCUAUGAUGUGGUGGAGUUGAAAUUUGCAGAGAAUCGAGCAAAUGGCCAGUCCAAAGGGUAUGCUGAGGUGGUGGUAGCCUCUGAAAACUCUGUCCACAAAUUGUUGGAACUUCUGCCAGGAAAAGUUCUUAAUGGAGAAAAAGUGGAUGUGAGGCCAGCCACCCGCCAGAACCUGUCACAGUUUGAGGCACAGGCUCGGAAACGUGAGUGCGUCCGAGUCCCAAGAGGGGGAAUACCUCCACGGGCCCACUCCCGAGAUUCUAGUGAUUCUGCUGAUGGACGGGCCACACCCUCUGAGAACCUUGUACCCUCAUCUGCCCGUGUGGAUAAGCCCCCCAGUGUGCUGCCCUACUUCAGUCGCCCUCCUUCAGCCCUUCCCCUGAUGGGUCUGCCCCCACCCCCAAUUCCACCCCCACCACCUCUCUCCUCAAGCUUUGGGGUCCCCCCUCCUCCUCCUGGCAUCCACUACCAGCAUCUCAUGCCCCCUCCUCCUCGAUUACCUCCUCAUCUGGCUGUACCUCCCCCUGGGGCCAUCCCACCUGCCCUUCACCUCAAUCCAGCCUUCUUCCCCCCACCAAAUGCCACAGUGGGGCCUCCACCAGAUACUUACAUGAAGGCCUCGGCACCCUAUAACCACCAUGGCAGCCGAGAUUCGGGCCCUCCGCCCUCUACAGUGAGUGAAGCAGAAUUUGAAGAGAUCAUGAAGCGGAACAGAGCAAUUUCCAGCAGUGCCAUUUCCAAAGCUGUAUCUGGAGCCAGUGCAGGAAAAGACAUCGGUCCCGAGAGAGGUCACCAAGCCGGUCCCGGGAAAGCAGCAGGAGGCACCGGGACCUGCUUCAUAACGAAGAUCGGCAUGAUGAUUAUUUCCAAGAAAGGAACCGAGAGCAUGAGAGACACCGGGAUAGAGAACGGGACCGGCACCACUGAGAAAGGAGUCUGGUUGGAAGCAAAUGUUUUUUUAAUGGACUUGCAUCUCCUCACCUUGAUCAGGACUAAAGGACGGAGGCCGCUCCACCCCUUCCCCUUCCUCCAAGCCCCUAACCCCUUCCAGACACCCACAGGGAAUACCCUCUGCCCUACAAGAUUGAAGAUUGCCUGGCGGCCCUCCCAGUCCCACUCCUGUUUCCCAGGGUAAAGAACCUAAAGACUUCAUGUGGUUGGGAGGGUGGCAGACAGGAAGAAACCAUGUCCAGGUCCCUGGUCUCCAUAGAGAACGGUGCUUUGUCCAAGGAAACGUAUGAGUUUCUGAUUCUCCAGGAGCAGUUCAGUGGUGAGGUUGAUGGGAAGACACCCUUCCCAAAGAAAACGGAUCCUCCCUGUGGGAUCUAGGAGAAUGACUGGGUGUGCCAAAAUAUGCCCAGGGUCCUGCCCUCAGCACUAGGUUUGGUGGGGCGAAGAGGGUCCAAACCCCUUGCUAACGUACCACUUCUUUAACUCCUUUACCUUCCCAGCCCUUUGAGGAGGGACCAUGAGAACAGAAAUUACUUUAUGGAAAGCUUCUCCUGUUCUUGCUUUUCCCUCUUACUUAUUGACGGUUUGUUUCCCUGACCUCCCAGGGGGCUAAAACCCUUUUAACUCCCUGCUGCCCAGCCUGCUCAGUGGACUUGCCCCUCCUAAGCAGAGAAGGCCCAUGAGGUUGCUUUCUGCUGGGGAGCCUGGCAGAGCCAAUUACCACCCUCUACUGCUUCUUGCUUGGUUGCCUCUUGCAAUAACCAGCUCCAAUAGAUGUUCCCUUUCCCUGGGGCUUUUCCAUUUCACAUGUGGAGCCCUUCCCCCAAGAAGGCUGCUUCCUUGUUUUAGAGGAAGGUACUGCCAUUGGGAGUCGGGGACAUCGGACCUCAGCAGUGAAGAACCCUUGUGAAAUACUAGGAGUGGGGAAGGAGGCAAGUUGGGCAGGAUAUGGCCUACUUCCAUAGGCUUUUCUUUUUUCAGGUUUGAUGUGAGCAUGGGCUUGCAUCCUCCAGGUACAUACUUUUACUUAUUGUGGGAUAACCUGGCACUAGUAGGUAAAGUCACAAAUUUGGUAUUUUUUCACCUUUUGAAUUUUGACUCAAUAGCUCCCCUCGCUCUGCCUGGAGGUACUUGCUGCCUCGCAUAAGGAGCAAGGAAGAAGUGGAGCCUGACUUUAACGAGCUCAGCUCAGAAUUCUAAGGACCACCACCCUGGGGGCCAUUUUCCACACAGGCAAAUGGAAUUGCUUUUCCCAUAACAUCCAGAUUGUGAGGCGCUGCUGCUCAAAGCAGCAGCAGCAACAGGGUCCUGCGGUACCCACGGGGCGACGGAUGCUACUUCCGCGUGCAUCUGUGGGGCACGCGACAUCGAACAGGAAACGUGGCACGUGGGAUGUAGGGUCGCUGGAGACCCUUCUGGCUCAGAGGGGAGACUGAGCUGGACCGAAGCCUGCACGUUUCUGACAUAGCCCUCGCUCAGUCACUGAGGGAGUCCCCCAGGGUUGGAGAGGCACAUUCCCUUGGGACAGAGGCUACAGGUUUGUAGCUUUUUUCCCCCUGUCCCCCAACCCCAUCCCCACCUCCACUUCAGAAUAUGGCACCCCGCCCAGCCGGCCAAGCGUUAAGUGAUGUGCUUAUCCUCGAGAGCAGCUCCGGGUGUCUUUUUAAUGUAGAGAAAACCAAGUAAGGUGACAGUUUAAGGAGAAAAAAAUAUAUAGAAUACCAGAAAAGCCGUUUACCCGGAGAAUUUUUUUCUCCCCAUUUUGUUUUUACUCAAUGACACAAUUUUUAGUUUUAUUUCCUGAUAGCAAAAGGAAAAAAACCCAACCCUCAAAAAGGCCAAGGCCCCGUCCCCCUGUUGUUGGUGAUUUGUUUGUCUUUCCAAUAGGUUGAAAAUUGUGUAAUAAACUUGAUGACACUGUCAAUCUUU
This is a messenger RNA of Eubalaena glacialis (North Atlantic right whale), 3340 nucleotides long. It is a transcript of the gene CPSF7, whose product is annotated as cleavage and polyadenylation specific factor 7. Gene Ontology annotation, molecular function: mRNA binding. NCBI's taxonomy places the organism in Eukaryota, Metazoa, Chordata, Mammalia, Artiodactyla, Balaenidae. Gene Ontology annotation, cellular component: mRNA cleavage and polyadenylation specificity factor complex. Gene Ontology annotation, biological process: mRNA alternative polyadenylation. Bases 141 to 1595 code for a protein of 484 amino acids. The record is from RefSeq and is a predicted model, not a curated record. The transcript is spliced from 9 exons.